Messenger RNA from Pectinophora gossypiella (pink bollworm), 1227 nucleotides. RefSeq names its product H2.0-like homeobox protein (gene H2.0). Gene Ontology annotation, molecular function: DNA-binding transcription factor activity, RNA polymerase II-specific; sequence-specific DNA binding. NCBI's taxonomy places the organism in Eukaryota, Metazoa, Arthropoda, Insecta, Lepidoptera, Gelechiidae. The transcript is spliced from 3 exons. The record is from RefSeq and is a predicted model, not a curated record. Gene Ontology annotation, biological process: regulation of DNA-templated transcription. The coding region runs from base 42 to 653 and encodes 203 amino acids.
UGACGGUAACAUCUCUGUUGGAUUUUUUGUGGUUUUGUGAAAUGACGUCUUUGAACAGUGAUGGGAAGUUGAAGUUUAGUGUGGAGAGUAUAUUGGGGAGUAGUGAGUCGAAGUCGAGUGCGCAGGCGUCGCGGCAGGGUGAGCCGCCGUGCGCUGGGUGUGUCGCGGCUUUGUACCGCUGCUGCAGAGACGAACCUCUGCUGCAACUGCCGCUACCGCUGUCUUACGCACAUCUGCAUCCGGCGCUUAGACCUACUACUGGUAGGUAUCACUUAGUAUACCGCCUUCCCCUCCCUUCAUCGUCUCCCCCGCAGUCGUCAGCGCCGCGAUGUGACGUCACAUCCACGGGCAAGAGGAAGCGGUCGUGGUCUCGAGCUGUGUUCAGCAACCUGCAGCGCAAGGGCCUCGAGCGACGGUUCCAAAUUCAGAAAUACAUCACCAAGCCAGAUCGGAGACAACUUGCUGCUACACUGGGACUUACUGAUGCUCAGGUCAAAGUGUGGUUUCAAAACCGGCGCAUGAAGUGGCGACAUACGAAGGAAGGGCGCGGGAUAUCGACAGGGCCGGCGGCAGGGGCGGGGCCCGGCAGAGAUCCGGACUCCUCUACCAAUGACGACAAUGAAGAGGUCGAUGUGGACACUCUUAGUGAUUAGAACAAUAUACGUGUGCAAAGUGCAAAUACUAUCGUAACUCUGGGAUCUCUCUUUCACGUCUUAAAGAGAGGUUGUUGUGCGCAAGACUUUAGUUGUGAAAGAUACUUUCGGGAAUCAUUCGAUACUGAGUGAACAAAAGUGAUGGGUCAUUUACUGCCUUCUUGCGCUAAGUAUAUUAACGACAUCUUUAAUUAUGUAAAGGAAAUUGUUAGUAGGUAACGUACCCUAUAACUUGUAAGUUGUUAAAUUGUUAUAAAAGCUAAUUAUAAGGCUGGCCUAAACAUAGGAUCAUACUAUGUAGAAUAAUUCGGAUAAAUCAAACGACAAUAAAUAAUAUAUACUUACCUAUUUAUUAAAAUGUACUGUAGCAUUAGCGUUAACAACAGCAAUUUUACGAAUUAUAACUGUUUUGUAAUUUAAUGCACUUUUUGUAAGUUACACGUUUUUGCUCCUUGACUCCUCUAUUAUGUUCGUAACGUUCGAAUUCUGCUAUGUUCUACAACGAUGGCCAAUCAGCGCAGCGAGUACCGGGGCACUGUGAUCGGUACACAAACAUAGUACAACUGCCUGGACC